Molecule: messenger RNA, 3901 nt
Organism: Mya arenaria
Lineage: Eukaryota; Metazoa; Mollusca; Bivalvia; Myida; Myidae
Product: toll-like receptor 4
Exons: 2
Coding region: 1202-2575 (457 amino acids)
Molecular function (GO): protein binding
Source: RefSeq, a predicted model, not a curated record
UUAGUUUUUGUGCGAAACAAUGGGUAUUAGGUUUUAUCGAAAACAUCCCCAUUGAAGAGGAAAAUAUAAAUCUUUAUUUUUCUUGCUUCUGUCUGUUGAAUACUGGGGCUAUUUCAAGGUUACACCAAACGGAACGAUGGAUUAUAAAAUGGCCUUCCCCAUCGGAUAUAACGUUUGGAUUUUGAUUUUUGUCGUAGUUAAUGCUCAAAAUGAGGUGGUGGAAGAACACGCUGGUCCUAGCACAGACUGUACCAAAAGUACACGUGAUGAAUCAAACUCAUCAGUUGCCAUUAACGGUUCAACCUGUUCUUUACAACGCAUCGGGUGUGGCAAACAGCUAGCUUGCGACAGGAAACUGUUUGACAGUAUCCCAGUUGAAUACCCCCAUAUCUUGGAUGUAAAGAUAUGUUCUCUGAACCUGAGUAAUAACUUGAUUUCUGAUAUUCCAAACAAGGCUUUCCAUCACUCAGGGUUAAGGUUAGAAAAUAUUUAAAAUCUGUACUUAGAUGAUAACAUGAUACAGUUCAUAUGCCCAGAAGGAUUCUAUGGGCUUACGAAUCUUCAGUUUCUCAACCUCUCUGCAAACAAACUAACUUGGCCGGACAGUUUUAUGAAUGGAAUAUUCGCACCGAUAGUUAGAUUGGAAUCAUUAAACUUACAUGGCUCAAAAUUCAGUACCUUUACAGGCUUGGGUGAAGAAAUGAAAAUGCUGAAGAAUCUGAGAAGUUUGUCCAUGAGUCCAUCACCUAGAGCUGGACAUCUUUUCUUUGAGAAGGAGUUUUUGGAACUGAAGAACCUUGUAAACAUAAGUUUUUAUGAUAUGUUUGGCGAUUGCAAGAUCUACAAUAUAAGUGACAAAGCAUUCCAGAACGUCCCAUAUGUGAAAGUUCUUAAUCUCGACAAUUGCCAUAUCAAAACAAUAGGUCGACAGGCAUUUAAGCCUAUGAACAGUUCCCUUCAUGCCCUUCAUUUAUCACAAAACGAAAACCUCAAGUUUUCAGACAUGAACGACGCUUUGGCUGGCUUGGAAAACUCAAGCGCAUUGAUUACGUUAAGAGCCAAUCAGAUACACCAUUUCUCUGGUUUAGGUAUAGCCCUGCAAGUUUAAGACAUCCAAUACCUUAAAACACUUAAAUAACUGCAGUAUUUGUAUCUGGAUCUAAACAAAAUCGAGGUUUUAGAUAAGAAAAUAUUAUUUCCUAUGUAUAUGCUACCACGAUCACUCACGACAGUAACCCUUGUAGGAAACAGGCUAGUGGUUGGCGAUUAUAUUUAUUACUUGUUCAAAGCAACAAACAUCACAUGUGUUGAUAUAUCCGGGCAUCAUCUUAAUUACAAUCCAUUGCCACACUACGCACCACAAGCUGUAGUUCAAAGUACAAGUUUAUUUGGUUGUUUCAAAUCUUUUACCGGAAAUACAACUUGGACAAUAAAUGUGAAUGAAGACUUUGUAAAAAUGUUUUACAGUCAAAUGGCGUCGUCAGAUUGGGCUGAUAUCUACGAUAAAGAAGAUUUUAACUUUACAUUCAAGUGUAGAUGUGAUAGAAUGCAUGCAAGUGGACUGGUGUGCUUAUCAGCCGAUGUUGAACAAAUAAAAUGGGGCAAUAGUCAUAUAUAUACCAAGAUCUAUCCAAUGAUUAUCUGCGCUAAUAAGAACCUAAGAUCCAUUGAUAUUUCCGGAAAUAUACUGUACAUGUGGGAAGGACCUGUAUUAGGACUACAACAUUUAAAACGUUUAGAUUUGUCAAACAACUAUUGUACAUACAUACACGAUGUGUUUUUCAUCGGAUUUACAGACCUGGAAUACUUAAACAUAUCCAAAAACAGUCUAACGGAGAAUUUCAAUCCUGCAAGCAAUAAAUACAAUGUUGAUAAGCUUUUUCAAAAUUCAAAGAAUUUGAGAAAUCUUGACAUGUCUGAAGUUAAAAUUAACGUUUUAGCGAGGUCUGUUUUUCAAAACUUGAUAAAACUGGAGCGUUUGUGGCUUGAUCAGAACUACCUCAAUGUCUGGUCUGCUGAGCUAAAGACCUUUAGCCUUCAACUGUUAUCAAUUGCAGGAAACAAGUUUACAUUUCUCCCUGAAAACUUAACUACUUAUCUCAAUGCACAGGUCACGAAACAUAAUGUUACUUUAAAUAUGUCAUAUAUGUCUCUUGAAUGCUCAUGCGAGCAGCUGCCAUUCUGGAAAUGGUUGAGUACGACCAAAGUACACAUACGAGCGGAUAAAGUCUAUCAAUGCAUGCUAAAUGGGAAACCGCAACGGGUUAAAUAUCUGGCUGACUUUAUAAAGUUUGUCAACACAUUGGAGCACGUUGAAUGCAAAGACCAAAAAUGGAUAACAUGGCCAAUAUCUGGAAGCAGUGCCCUCGUUGCCGUUAUGUUAACACUAUUUAUAAGCACCAUUGUAUACCGAAAUCGAUGGAAACUGCGGUAUGUCUAUUAUAGCAGAAAGCGUCGAUAUGUGCAUGCAGGAUUUGAUCGAUUGUUUUCAAAUGACGCCAUGUUUUCAUACGCCAAGGGGAAAGGCAAGCUUUAUCAAGAGCUCCGUCGUUCCUUCGCUAGAGCACAUCCAUGAUCUUUCUCUUUGGAUACAUGACAGGGACUCAGCUGCGGGUGAAUCUGUUGCCGAGAAUAUAACACAUGCAAUUGGUACGAGCAGUUAAACCGUUCUCUUUAUUGACAACGAAUAUCUUACUGACUCGUGGCGCGGGUAUGACAUGAACAUUGCUUUGGUGGAAUCUGUGGAGACCACAAGAAAGCUGAUUAUUGUUGUUCUGAUGGAAGGACUUAAUGCGGACCGACUGCCAAUUCACGUUCUUAGGCUGCUGAGAGAUGAAAUAUUGCUGGAGUAUCCCGAAUCUGAGAACGGCAUUGACCUUGAGACAUUGUGGAAAGAACUUGCACUUGAAAUAAGAAAGUAGAUGAAUUCAUAUUGAUAUGGUGUUCAGUAACAUUAAGUCCACGUUUAUAUUAUAAUUCUAGAAGUGAUGAUUUCAGUGUUCUUUGUUGUAUGUGUGGACGAUGAUUUUCGUAUAUCAUUUGUAAAAUAGUAAAUAGUGCGUACUCCAAUCAUUCUAUCAGCCUUAGUCUUUUAUCAAUAAAUAUCAAUAAAGCUGUAUAAUUUGAAAUCAAUUCAAAAUCGAAAACAAAUGGAUUUCUUUUAUCUGUUUUCAUUUUGAAGGUCUGCUAGAGGUUUGUUUUGUUAAUUUCCUUAUUUAUGUUAAUAAUAAAGCAGCUGCAAACCCAUAGCAACAAGGUGGUUACAAUACAUUAGCGGAGUUUUUGAUAACAAUAGAGGAGUGACGUCAUAGGUAACGUUACAUGGUCUAUCUGUCACCAAAAUGUUUUAUUUAGUUCAUUAUUAUCUUGUGGACGAUACCAGAAUAAAUUAAACAUUGGUUACUAAAAAAUGUACAGUCAAAUUGACAAAAAUACAAAUAUCAAACUCACGCAAUCACACAAUAAUAACAAAUUCAAAACCUACCGAUUUUGGAUCGAACACACAAAGUGCUAAACAACCUUCUCUUAAAACCUCUGGAUUCUAUUUAUGUGCUAUCUGUGACAAGCUCAUGCUGUAAAAUGUAUAGAAUAAAAUUUUGAAAAGACAAAGAUUGUGAUUUUAAAACAAAUCAUGCAGCAUAUUAUUAAAAAGAAAUAUGUAACACACCUCAGCACAACCUCCCUAAAAGAAAUCCCAAGCUAGCUAUUCACAUAAGCAACCUACACACCAACUUUCAAUUCUGUCCAUCAAUGUCAGCUUAAGUUAUUUGGCGGAAACCAAUGUUUGCAUAUGCGUAGCUAAUAAUACUGAUUUUGUUCAAUGACGUUUCUAAAAGUAUAUAAAGUGGUUGGAAUUGUGGAACCCUCAGGUGUAUAAAAGUGAAAAUAUUGGCGGAGGCGG